CCGCGGCCGUACUUGGGAAGACGAGGUGGGAAGGAAGGGAGCGCCUUCCUCAGAGCGGACGCGGCCCUGCCUGGGACCAGUGACGCCUCCUCUCCUGUCCCCGCCCCCAUUGUGGGACGCUUGUUGUAGUCGGUCACCCUUAGCAACCUAUAGUUCCGGUAGAGGGGGUGGAGUUUUCCUCCGCUUUCCUCGUUUCCCCAGCCUGGGGGAUCCCACACUCCAACCUCCCACCCCGCUACCGGGUCUUUGACACACUUUGACCCUGGAGCCAGGAGGUCGGGCCUUGCGUUGUUAAUUCGUCCGCUGUUCUCGUUUCUGAAAGCGCCGAGCUGCGCGUGCGCGCUGUCCUUGCGCCCGGUUCCUCGGACCCCCCUCGGCGGUGAUGGUUGUUCUCCACGUGAAGCGGGGCGACGAGAGCCAGUUUCUGCUGCAGGCGCCCGGGAGCACCCCGAUAGAGGAGCUCACCCUGCAGGUCACCAGGAUCUACAAUGGGCGGCUCAAGGUGGAGCGCCUCUGUUCAGGGACUAACGGACGAACAAAUUGAGGACCUGAAAUUGAAGGAUGAAUGGGCUGAAAAGUGUGUGCCAAGUGGGGGCUCAGUGUUCAAGAAGGACGAAAUCGGACGAAGGAAUGGGCAUGCUCCAAAUGAAAAAAUGAUGCAAGUUUUGAAGAAGACUGUAGAAGAAGCUAAAGCAUUAAUAUCUAAGAAACAAGUGCAAGCUAAUGUAUGUGUUACUAUGGAGAUGGUGAAAGAUGCACUGGACCAGCUUCGAGGAGCCGUAAUGAUUGUUUAUCCAAUGGGAUUGCCACCAUAUGAUCCAGUUAGAAUGGAGUUUGAGAAUAAAGAAGAUUUGGCAGGAACUCAGGCUGGGCUUCAGAUCAUUAAUGAAUCAGAGGCACAAAUGUGGUGGGCAGCAAAGGAGUUAAAAAGAACUCAGAAACUUUCAGACUAUGUGGGGAAAAAUGAGAAAACCAAAAUCAUUGUCAAACUUCAGCAAAAAGGUCAAGGAGCUCCGGCCCGGGAGCCUGUGAUAAGCAAUGAAGAACAGAAGCAGAUGAUGCUGUAUUAUUACAAAAGGCAGGAGGAGCUCAAGAAAUUGGAAGAAAAUGAUGAUGACUCCUGUCUAGAUUCUACAUGGGCAGACAACACUGCUUUAAAGAAACAUUUUCAUGGUGUAAAAGACAUAAAGUGGAGACCAAGAUGAAAUUCCAUAUUGAGCUGAUGUUAUUUUAGAAAAUUAACUGGCCUUUCACUGUUAGUAAUAGCUUUGUGACAGAAAUUUAGAUUUCAAAUUGUUUAGCUUAGAGUUUAAACUAUGAAUUAUUAAAAAUUUUUAUGAAUAA
Messenger RNA from Trichosurus vulpecula (common brushtail), 1344 nucleotides. RefSeq names its product cilia and flagella associated protein 298 (gene CFAP298). Gene Ontology annotation, biological process: regulation of cilium movement. The record is from RefSeq and is a predicted model, not a curated record. The transcript has 7 exons. NCBI's taxonomy places the organism in Eukaryota, Metazoa, Chordata, Mammalia, Diprotodontia, Phalangeridae. Bases 489 to 1205 code for a protein of 238 amino acids.